This is a messenger RNA of Drosophila serrata, 1161 nucleotides long. It is a transcript of the gene link, whose product is annotated as link. NCBI's taxonomy places the organism in Eukaryota, Metazoa, Arthropoda, Insecta, Diptera, Drosophilidae. The record is from RefSeq and is a predicted model, not a curated record.
AUGAACUGUUUUCUGUUACGCCUUCUGUGGCCACUGGCCCUGCUGCACUGCAUCCAGGCAUCGGUAGUGGCUCCGAGACCGCUUAUAUAUGGCCGGGAUAAUGCCUACUACUUUGGUUUGCCGGUCUACAAACUAAUCAAGCCGGGUAUAGUCCCUCCCACGACGACGACUACCACCACAACGCCUGCUCCCAGCUCGGGUUAUCCUAGUGAUAUUCUGGACAUCGCCUACAAAAAACUGGGCCUGAAGAAGCUGCCGAGAAUCGAGGAUCUGGGCGAAUUGAUAGGCACGGGAGAUCCCAUAGAAACCAUCGAGUAUCUGCGCAAACGGACGGGCAGCGAUGCUGACAUUGCUCUGAUGAAGCAGUAUAUGGACACGCUCCAUUUCGAGGAGGAGCAUGAGGCGGAAGAGGAGGAAGAGGCUGAGGCGGAAGCGGAAAUGGCAGAGAAGCAAGACGACGACAGUGACAAUGAUGAUGAUAACACAAUGGACAACAGCUUUGAUGAGGAUCAGACCAGGGAGAAUGUUAGUCCCACAAAAGCUCCUGAGCCGCAGGAAAGUAUGAUGCAGCGUUUUAGCACCUUCCUGAAGCAGUGGACCAGUCGUACCCCUACACCAGCGCCGAUGGAAGCUACUCCUCCUCCUUCCCCUCCCCGACCAGUCUCCUUCCAGCCAGUUUUUGUGGUUCGUCCUCCACCUAUGGCCGUGCCCAACAGAAGGCCUGUCCUGGUGAGGCAACCAGUGCCGUACCACUAUCCCGUACCCUUCCGACCUGUGACACCGUCGCCACCGCCGCUGCGCGUCGAGAGGCCAACCGAGGUACCCAGUACCACAGCAGCUCCUAAGCCCCAUUUGAACACACCCAAGGAGCAGGAGUUGACCGCCAAGGAGCUGGAGGAUAUCACAAUCGAUAUACCGAGCAACCUGUCGCCGCACAUCAUGCAGUUCGCCAAGUUGGCCAACAUCUCGCCCGUGAUUGUGGAUCGCUUCCUGCAGCGCCAGCCCAAGCUGGCGGCGUUGGCCAAAAAGGUGAGCACGCUGGCGUUGAGCCAAGAGCAGACCCAGGAGAUGGAGUCCCAGGUGCUGAUGGCAGUACACAAAGCACUGUCCCAGAGCGAGGAGAUGACCAAGAUAUUGGAGGCGGCCCAGACACUUAAAUAG